AUGGCGAACUGUUCGCCGCAACGGCGCAAGCCAACGAUAUUGUCGAAGGACUGGGGAAGCACCGCAGUUCGUGCAUCCCUUUACCCUCGUCAUCAGGGGGCGCUCUUACGAGAGGUCUGGAACCAACACCCCAAUCCUUGGUAUGAUGAGCGAUACCAAGAAGGCGGCUUCUGUCCAUAUUUGUACCUCAACGACGACGGAGAUGGAGUGUACUUGGGCGAACGGAUAGAUCUCAACCGUGUGGCAACACCCUCCAAGCCCUUCUUCGCCGAAGUGCCCAUGACCAACAAUGAAUUUGUGAAAGCAGCACUCAGUGGUCCAAGGGCCAAGACGAUGUGGGAACGUAUCGACACAGGACUGAAGAAGAUCAUUGAGACUGUUUUCAGGCAGGUUGUUCGGGAUUGCAACGAAACGACGAAAGGUGGCCCAUUCUACGUCGAUGAGAUUGCCCUGGCAUACCCUACGUACUGGACCGAGGUUGAGCGGAAGAAGUAUGAAAGACUCGUCAGGGAGGUUUUAUCCACCUUUGAAGAUGAGUGUCUGCGCCAGGUUCGGCCUCAAAUUGUGUUUCAUGAGGAAUGUUUGGCCGCCGCCAACAAUCUCUUCUCAACCAUUACACAAAGCGAUGCCGUCAUGGGCCCCAUUACCGACCAACCGCCCCUAUUGGUGACGAUUGACUUUGGCGGCCACACUCUGGCAAUUGAAAGAGGUGGCACUCAAAUUUGGGAGCAGGAGAUAGCUGCAUUUGCAGUCCAAACCCUGGAGAAGAAACGAAACGCACCUCUUCCCCCCAAUGCACUAGAAGACAUCUUGCGGAUCUUUCACCACACUAUCAAGAAGCCCAAGGCAGACAAAAUCGAGGCAUUGAGCCUUUCUUACACGGAUGAUGACGGGGGGCACUUUCUGACCGUCCCCGCUGAGAAGGCCGAGCAAUGCUUUUGGAAAGCCAUGAGGGAGCCCCUUGAACGCGCAGCCAAAGAGAUUGCCCGAGCUGCCUCGUUGAAAUACGAUGUUCGUGUGGUGGUGUACGGUGGAAGUGGUCAGAACUCAAUUGUGCAGGCAAAGAUCAAGGAAGCGUGCGAGAAAGUCGGGGUUAAACCCCCUUAUUUCGCACAAAAUGGCUCACGUGCGAAGGAAACAUGGAAUGUCGCCAAUGGGGCCGCGCAUGCGGCGGCAUACACAUUAUCUGUCGAAGAGUUUGUGAGCAACGGCGCUGCUUUUGGAAUCCGCAAGAGUAUUCUCAAGCCGGGUGCACGACAAAGUGAUUGCAGCCCGGCUAUCGACUGGCUGUCUGACGUGGCUGUUGCUCUUGAUUCUCAAUCUUCCAAAUAUUUCAAGACAUGGUGUACAAGUAAAACCAGGCUCAAGAUUAUUUGCGACCCUUUCCUGAAGAAGGGCGCCAAAGGGAAACGCAGAACAUUAGACAUCGACCGAUCGUACGAUGUUCUCGAACUGCCACAACCUCCUAAGGGAUAUUGGGGGUAUCGUCUCAGUUUCGGCAAGGACGGUCUUUCCAAGACACUUGUCAUGGAACUCGAAAGUCUGGGAAAAAGUGGAAAACCACACGGGGGCUCCAAAAUACAGCAUUCCUUUCCACUUUACGUCGAUGGCACGUCAAACUGCUGUCUCCUGGACGUAGAUGUGGACGAUGAGGGCCGCGGCCUCAGGCUCUUGGGAGAUGGCAGGCUUGAGGCUUGUCCGCUGGAAGCCAUAGAUGAGCAGGUUCAACAUAUGGUCCGGGAGGAAAGUGCUGCGGGUGUCAAAAGGAAAAGACCCCAUCCCCGAGUGCCCGGGGUGAAGCCUUCAGGGCACUUGCCGCCGUUCAAGAGGAAGGCCCCGGCUCCUUCUGCACAAACGACACAAGCUCUCGUUGAAAGUUCAGAAUAUUCGUCUAGUAGUGAUUCUGAUACGGAAGCUCGCCCUCAUAGGUGUCAAAAGGCAAGCACACAGCCAGGGGAUAUUGGCCAGACCCACGCUACGUCGUCUUCGAGAACGGAUGGUUUUCACUUAACGCCAUACGAAGCUCUGAAGCAACUAGGGAAGCGGUACGGGAUGAGUUAA
Messenger RNA from Colletotrichum siamense, 2061 nucleotides. RefSeq lists its product as uncharacterized. The transcript has 5 exons. NCBI's taxonomy places the organism in Eukaryota, Fungi, Ascomycota, Sordariomycetes, Glomerellales, Glomerellaceae. The coding region runs from base 1 to 2061 and encodes 686 amino acids. The record is from RefSeq and is a predicted model, not a curated record.